This is a messenger RNA of Malania oleifera, 5134 nucleotides long. RefSeq names its product DNA repair protein UVH3. Bases 58 to 4785 code for a protein of 1575 amino acids. The transcript is spliced from 16 exons. The record is from RefSeq and is a predicted model, not a curated record. Gene Ontology annotation, cellular component: nucleus. Gene Ontology annotation, molecular function: single-stranded DNA binding; DNA endonuclease activity. NCBI's taxonomy places the organism in Eukaryota, Viridiplantae, Streptophyta, Magnoliopsida, Santalales, Ximeniaceae. Gene Ontology annotation, biological process: nucleotide-excision repair.
CCGGAAGUCGGAUUGGCGGCAAUACAACCGAAGGAGAAGCGUCGAGUCCGCGGCAAAAUGGGAGUGCACGGUCUCUGGGAACUCAUCGCCCCCGUCGGCCGUCGCGUCUCCGUCGAAACCCUCACCGGAAAGAAGCUCGCUAUCGAUGCGAGCAUAUGGAUGAUACAGUUCAUGAAGGCGAUGCGGGACGAGAAGGGAGAGAUGCUGAAGAAUGCUCACCUCGUGGGGUUCUUCCGCCGCAUCUGCAAGCUCCUCUUCCUCCGCACCAAGCCCGUCUUCGUCUUCGAUGGCGGGACGCCAGCCCUCAAGCGCCGCACAGUUAUCGCUCGUCGCCGCCAGCGUGAGAAUGCCCAGGCUAAGAUCCGGAAAACUGCUGAGAAGUUGCUUCUCAAUCACCUCAAGGCUAUGAGGGUAAAAGAGCUGGCCGAUGAUCUUGAGAACCAGAAACAGAAGAAGGAUGCCAAGGGUAAAAUGGUUUUAUCAGAUGAGUUUGGCACAGUGGGUGAUAUUCCAGCAAGCAAUGAUAUAGGAUUAAAGAGUUACAAUCAGGAACAGCAAGAUGAAAUGUUGGCAGCAUCCCUUGUGGCAGAGGAGAAUGGGGAUUUUAACCAGAGUGUAUUUACAUCUGGUGCUGAGAUGCAUUCUGAUGAAGAUGAGGGUGAUGAAGAUGAAGAAAUGAUCCUUCCAACUAUGCAUGGAAAAGUUGAUCCAGCUGUAUUAGCUUCUUUGCCUCCAUCCAUGCAACUUGAUCUUCUAGUACAGAUGAGGGAGAGAUUAAUGGCAGAAAACAGACAGAGGUAUCAGAAAGUUAAAAAGGCCCCCGCAAAAUUUUCAGAGCUACAGAUACAGGCUUACCUCAAAACUGUCGCUUUCCGUCGGGAGAUAGAUGAAGUUCAGAAGUCUGCUGCUGGGAGGGGAGUUGGUGGUGUACAGACUUCACGGAUAGCUUCUGAAGCCAAUAGAGAAUUUAUCUUCUCUUCAUCAUUUACUGGGGAUAAACAGGCACUUACAUCUGCUGGAGGAGAGAAAAAUGGUGAUAAGCAUUGUCAGACACAAACAGAACAUCCUUCUUCAGAUUCCCUGAAUAGCGUCACAUCCAAAGUUAACUCUAACAGUGCAACAGAAUCAGGAUCAGUUGCAGAAGAACCACAAAGAGGUUUUCAUGAUGAUGUUGAGACUUACCUGGAUGAAAGAGGUCGUGUUCGAGUCAGCAGAGUCAGGGCUAUGGGGAUUCGUAUGACCCGUGACUUGCAAAGAAAUUUGGAUUUGAUGAAAGAGAUUGAGCAGGAUAGAAUUGGUGCAAAUAACAUUGCAGAUACUGAGGCUACAGCUAAUGAACAGGGCCAUGGUGCCCCAAAAAGCUUUAGUACUGAAAUCCAGUCUCUGGAAACUUCAGGUGAGGGUAAUUGUAAAUCUGUCAAUGGGAGCAGCGGGGUGAGCACUUUGAUACAGGAUGAAAAUCAUAAUGUGGCACAGAAGUCUACAUCUAAAAGUGGACUUUCUAUAGAAAUAUCUUUUGAAGAGGAGCACAAAUGUUUUGAUGGGGAUGAUGAUAUAUUUGCUCGCUUAGUAGCAGAAAAUCCUGUAAUUAUUCCUUCUAUUCAUGACACGCUUCCAAAAGAAUUAUCUUCUGAUUCUUCCUCAGAUUUUGACUGGGAGGAAGGAAUUGUUGGAGAUAUGGGUGACUGUUUCAUUGAAGAUGUUAAAGCAGAAACCAAAUCAUCUCUUGCAGAAACUGCCAUUAGUGAUGAGAGUGAUGUUGAAUGGGAGGAAGGGUAUUGUGAUGUUGGUAAAAGUACUAACCCACAUCAAGCUGAUUGCACUGUAGCUACUUCACGAGGUGCUUUGGAAGAAGAAUCCGACAUCCAGGAAGCAAUAAAAAGAAGUCUCGAGGAUUUACAAAAUCAGAGACCUACUGAUCAAUUCUCUGAAAGUAAAUUUAAAGAAGUGUCUUGUGAAGGUGUAGUUAUAGAAAAUGACAGGGCUAAGUUCAAUCUGCCAUUGAAGAAUGAUCUGCAACAAAAUGUGUCAUUCUUUGACAUGGUUGGAGUUGAAAAGCCAGAUCCAGAGUCUGCAAGUGGAUUGAACAAUUUACACGUGGAUGGUUCUCCAGGGCCGCAGGUGAUAUCAUUGAUUGCAAUGGAUCCUGAGAAGAUGGAAGUAUUGUUAGAUACGCCAUGCAACAGACACCCAGUUUCAGAUCCGGAACAUUCAAUUGAAGGGCAGCGCUUGGAUACUUCUUCUGAUGGUGAGCGGGUGUCAGCCUUUUCUGGAAGGUGUUUUGGGCCUAGUUCUUCUGUAUCUAAUGCAGCCUUGGAUGACAAUUCUGAUACUGUUUUUAUUGCUCCUGAAAAAAAUGAUUUUAAAAACAUGCCAACUCAAUCAAACGAGACAAUUGGUGUUGCUUUUCCUCUAGGUAAAUUUAAUGUAAAGGAGGCAACAACUGACAUUAAUGAGGAAAGAUUGGUUGAAGAAAUAAAUCAGGAUAGGCUUAUCCAGGAAACAGAAAACAGUCUGGUCAAAUCUGCAAUCAGUGAUAACAGCAAGAUUCAGGUUGAAGUUACUGAGGCUGAUUUGGAAGAGGAAAUGCUAAAUCUAGGUCAAGAGCGUAUAAGUCUAGAUGAGGAGCAGAGAAAGCUUGAACGUAAUGCAGAAUCUGUCAGUAGUGAGAUGUUUGCUGAAUGCCAGGAACUGCUUCAAAUGUUUGGGUUACCAUAUAUCAUUGCACCAAUGGAAGCUGAAGCUCAAUGUGCAUAUAUGGAACUGGAAAACCUUGUUGAUGGUGUUGUCACGGAUGACUCUGACGUGUUCUUGUUUGGGGCUCGUAGUGUUUACAAAAAUAUAUUUGAUGACCGUAAAUAUGUUGAGACAUACUUCAUGAAGGAUGUUGAGAAUGAGCUUGGUUUAACCAAAGAAAAAUUAAUCCGCAUGGCAUUGCUUCUUGGUAGUGAUUAUACUGAAGGUGUUAGUGGGAUUGGUAUAGUUAAUGCUAUUGAAGUUGUGAAUGCAUUUCCUGAGGAAGAUGGUCUUCAUAAAUUCCGGGAGUGGAUUGAAUCACCAGACCCAAUGAUACUAGGAAAAGUCAAUGCGCAAACAGGAUCUAGUUCUAGGAGACGAGGGCUGAAAGCCUUUGACAACAGUGAUGCAGGGAUAUCUGCUACUGAAAACAGUGCUUCCCAAGUUCAUGAAGAUGAUCAGUCUCUAGAUUACAUGCAAAAUGUGAAGCAGACAUUUAUGGAUAAGCAUAGGAACGUGAGCAAGAACUGGCAUAUUCCGUCUUCUUUUCCAAGUGAGGUUGUUGUAUCAGCAUAUGUGUCUCCACAAGUGGACAAGUCAACAGAGCCUUUCUCAUGGGGGAAGCCAGAUCUUUUUGUUCUUCGCAAAAUGUGUUGGGAAAAGUUUGGGUGGGGCAGCCAGAAGGCAGAUGAGUUAUUGCUGCCUGUAUUAAAGGAGUACAGCAAGCAUGAGACUCAACUGCGGUUGGAAGCUUUUUACUCCUUCAAUGAGAGGUUUGCAAAAAUUCGCAGCAGGAGAAUAAAAAAGGCUGUUAAAGGUAUAACGGGGAAUCGGUCCUCGGAAUUGAUGGAUGAUGCUUUGCAAGAUUGUAAAAAUAGAAAGAGGAAAAAAGUUAGUGCAACUGAAGCUUGUGAUAACAAAUCGAAACAUUCCCUUGAUGGAAUAGAGGAUGGUUUGGCUCAAGAAGAAGGUAAGUCUGGAGGGAAAUCAACUCCAAAACAGUCGAGGAAGGGGAAAAUGCAGGGAGAUCCUCUACCAUCUGAACUUGGAGACCUAGAAACACCUAUGCAGCCAGAAGGCCGUGUGCACACCAGUAACAAGGGGUCAAGUAGGAAUGGAAGAAGUAGAGGAAGGGGAAGGGGGAGGGGGAGGGGCCGGGGAGCAGGGAAGGGGAGGAGGAAAGAAAGCCUUGGUUUCGAGGAUACAGAAAGCCAUUCUGAUGAUAGUGACUGCAGUGGUGACGAGCAGUAUCUCCAGGUUGAAAAGUUGGAAGGGCCACAUAAAGUGCGGAGGUCAACGCGCCCUCGGAAGCCUGUGAAUUAUAUUGCGACUGACUUGGACAUUGACAAUGAGGGGAAGCCAAAAGACCGGAAUCAUGAAAAAGCAAUGGAGCAAGAACCAUUUGGGUUCCAGGACACAUGUGGUGAUGCUGCUGUCAUCAGUGAAAGGAACCAGCAUAGUGUUGAAGGUACUUCACUUGACAAGGGUGAAAGGAAACAGCAUAGUUUCGAAGAUACUUCACUUGAGAAGGGCUCGUGUGCAGACUGCUAUGAAAUGGGAGGUGGGUUUUGUGUGGAUGAAGGUGAACCAGAAAUCAGAACUGCUGAUCUAGGCUUGAGACAGAAGGCUGAUGCUAAUUUUGAUGCUGACAUUUCUACCGAAUAUCUUAAGAUUGGGGGUGGGUUUUGUGUGGAUGAGAAUGAGAGCAGGAAUGAGCGAGAUGAAUGUGUUUUUAACCCUCCUGAGCCUAACACCUGUCAAAACCCCGGCUCUUCCCAUGAUCCUGGUUUCAUGGAUGAAAUUGCGAAUGGUAGCAAUCAAAUUCUGUCAAGUCCCAGCCCCAAAGCAGCUUCAGAAGGACCACACGAGAGAGAAAGGACUGAAGCAUCUAUUGCUGAGCAGACUCAAACAGGAGAUGCUAUGAGCAGUGGUGGUCAUUCCAAGGUGAGCAAGUCACUGCAGCAGAAUGUGGCAGCUGAUCCUGAGACCAACCCUGUAAAAUCUUUAAGUGCUAUGCCUUUCUUGAGAAGGAAACGGAGGAAGAGCUGAUAGUUGUAUGUUGAAAACGGUCUUGGACAGUUUUUGUUGUAAUUGCUGGACUUAGAAUGUCCAAAACAAACACACACACACACACAUUCUGCCCUUUCCCCUUUUAGGUUCAGGAGAUUUGUAUCUGUGUAAAGAUGUAUAAAUUAUUAGUGAUCCUAGACGUCCAGCGGUGAAGUUCAAGGCGCCAAUCUUAAGGUAUCUUUUUUUUUUGUUUGUUUUUCACACGUGUGGAAAACCGUUGUAGCCUGUAAAGUACUAGAUUAGUGAAUUUUGUCCAAUGUAAAUUUGAUGGCUUAUGUUGUUCAGUGGCACUUUUGGAAGUUGCUUCCUGUGGAGCCAGUUUUACCGA